Lodderomyces margitis is the source of this 1818-nucleotide messenger RNA. RefSeq lists its product as uncharacterized. Gene Ontology annotation, biological process: Group I intron splicing. Lineage: Eukaryota; Fungi; Ascomycota; Pichiomycetes; Serinales; Debaryomycetaceae. The transcript has a single exon. The record is from RefSeq and is a predicted model, not a curated record. Gene Ontology annotation, cellular component: ribonucleoprotein complex. Bases 1 to 1818 code for a protein of 605 amino acids.
AUGCGCUUACUAGCUCCAUUUAACUGUGGUCUCGAUUUUCACAAUGCUAUACAAAUCACCCAUUUGAGGAGAUUUAGUAAUGUGGGGCAUCAUCACAAUAAGGCACAACCUGUUUCUAAACCGCGUUCAAGGCUAUAUACAUGUUCUUACAAGGACUAUAUCACCAAUUCCAAGACCCUCAGAUCCUUGUCUGAAAUUUAUGACAAAGACCAGUUGAUUGCGCAGAUUCGGAAACUUCCCAUUUCUCCAUUCACCACGUUCUUGGGAGAAUGCAUCAGUCACAACUUUAAUAUCUCGAAUAAUCUAUGGUUGCUGUUUCGGAAAAUGCAAAAGAAUAGUGUGGAAAUGAAGCGUAUUGACUGGGCGUAUAUUUACCAGUUUCGAUUCAACCAAUCUCAAGUAGGCAUUUUAAAUUUCAAUUCUCAGUGGAGAAAAAUAUACGACAAAGAGAUGGUGUCAGUGUACAAUCUGAGCUAUGUUUGCUGGUUAUUAAAUACCAACCAAAUGGAACUUGCUUGUCAGUACGCGAUGCUAUUUCUCAAGGAGUCAGAGAUACCAUUAUCUAUAGUUUUCAUGAUCCUCACCAGGGCAAAUGAUCCCGUACGGUUGGAAACUGUUUUUGAUCUAUUGCUGAAUAAACCAAUCGACCUUCCAAAUGAACUAUGGACACAAAUCUUGCAGCUUGGUCUUGAAACUAAUAACUAUACAAUAGUGAAGGAAGUGUAUAAACGGUACAUUAUGGAAGGCUUUUCAGGCGGAAAAAUCACCCUCGAAGAAGCCGUUCUUUCAUUGAUGCCGGCGACAAACAAGGUGUUUGACUCAAUGACCAAUUCCCUCUUGAUGCAGGUUCUUCAAGUUUUUGCAACGCAUGGAGAUACAACAUUGACAAUAGAUUUGAUUGAGAGCCAUUUUUUCCACAAAAUAGUUGCUGGGGGCACUGCUUUGAAUAAAGAAUUUUGUGUCAAAAUUAUCGAAAGUCAUUGCUACAAUGCUGACAGUGACCACGAAAGUUUUGAGAACAUUCUUGACCUAAUUGAUGUCUUUGCCCAAAAGGACGUGAGUGGGGGUAUAGUGUCUGCUGAUUUGUUUCAAGCAAUGAAUCUGAAAUUUGCUGAUUACAAUACAAUAAGUGGCGCUGAAUCCUCUGAUGCAGAGGUUGUGAUACCGAAAGAUGAAAAGGAUAAUCUUUCCUUAGCAAGGACAUCUGUUCUACAUGAUUUUGUUGUCCAAACUAUGGAGUAUGUUCAACGUCUACAUCCAAAAACAAGAGGUAUAUUCACUGAUUGUUUAUUGAACUAUGCGGCCACAUACUUGAAUCACAGCAGUAUUGUACAAACACUAUCUGCAUUGCAGUAUACAUGUCCUGCUACUAUUACUGAACUAAAUGAGUUGGAUUUCGACCUGAUUCUAUACUCCCUAUCUAAAUCUUCUUCAAAGCGCUGUGCAUUGCACUACCUUAAAUACUUGAAAAGCAUCGGAAUCAAACCUUCGCCGCAAAUGUAUUCAUGGAUGCUUAAUUGUACCCUACGUGGUCACUACGAACUGUCAGUGAUAUAUUUCCUAAAGCUGUACUAUCAAGACCAUGACUCUUUGAUCGGUCCAAUGAUCCAAACUGUUAAAGAUUUGCCUGACAAUGGCAAACUCGGUAAAUUGAAGCACCACUUACUAGGCCAUAAGAGCUUGGAUUUAAAUCAUCUAUUUGAUGUGAGUGAAGACGACAUUUUCUCAAAAGCUGGCCCUGUUCAUCCCAGCAAGUACUACGAAGCUUAUGACUUGAAGGACUUGGCCAAAUUAGAAACAAUUUUCCCUAUAUCUUAG